AUGGGAAGUAAUCCAACUAUGUUUGAAGAGUUAAAGAAAGUAAUGAUCAAGGAGUUUGAGAUGACUGAUAUUGGACUAGUGUCAUACUAUCUUGGUAUUGAGGCAAAGCAGAAGGAAGAUGGAAUCUUUAUUUCACAACAAAACUACGCAAAGGAGAUGCUCAAGAAAUUCAAGAUGGAUAACUACAAGCCAAUUGGAACACCAAUGGAGUGCAAAAUGAAGUUAUCAAAGUUCGACGAAGCAGAAAAGGUGGAUGCUACAUAUUUCAAGAGUUUGAUGGGUAGUUUGCAAUAUUUGAUGUGCACAAGACCAGGCAUUCUAUAUGGUAUUAGACUCAUUAGUCGAUACAUGGAGACUCCAACCACUACUCAUCUCAACGCCGCAAAAUGA
Glycine soja is the source of this 390-nucleotide messenger RNA. RefSeq lists its product as uncharacterized. The coding region runs from base 1 to 390 and encodes 129 amino acids. The record is from RefSeq and is a predicted model, not a curated record. NCBI's taxonomy places the organism in Eukaryota, Viridiplantae, Streptophyta, Magnoliopsida, Fabales, Fabaceae. The transcript has a single exon.